Messenger RNA from Nannospalax galili (Upper Galilee mountains blind mole rat), 1018 nucleotides. RefSeq names its product olfactory receptor 478. NCBI's taxonomy places the organism in Eukaryota, Metazoa, Chordata, Mammalia, Rodentia, Spalacidae. The transcript has a single exon. The record is from RefSeq and is a predicted model, not a curated record. Gene Ontology annotation, biological process: G protein-coupled receptor signaling pathway; sensory perception of smell. Gene Ontology annotation, cellular component: membrane. Bases 24 to 968 code for a protein of 314 amino acids. Gene Ontology annotation, molecular function: odorant binding; olfactory receptor activity; G protein-coupled receptor activity.
CCUGGCCACGCCUAGACUGUCCAAUGGCUCUCCUUGUGGAUGGGAACUACACUGUGGUGACACAGUUCAUUUUACUUGGCUUAACAAACAACCCAGUCCUUCGAGUCAUCCUCUUCAUCAUCAUCCUGUGCAUCUACCUAGUAACAGUGUCUGGAAACCUCAGCACAAUCCUUCUAAUAAGAGUCUCCCCUCAGCUCCAUCACCCCAUGUACUUUUUUCUGAGUCACUUGGCUUUUGCUGAUGUAGGCUAUUCCUCUUCUGUCACACCCAAUAUGCUAGUUAACUUUCUAGUGGAAAGAAAUACCAUCUCCUACCUUGGGUGUACCAUCCAGCUUGGUUCAGUUGUUUUCUUUGGAUCAACUGAAUGCUUCAUUCUGGCUGCCAUGGCUUAUGAUCGCUUCAUGGCAAUCUGUAAUCCACUGCUUUAUUCAACAAAAAUGUCCGCACAAGUCUGUGCCCAGUUACUCCUAGGUGCUUACAUAGGUGGUUUUCUCAACACGUGUUCUUUUACUGCAUGCUUCUAUUCUUUAGUCUUCUGUGGACCAAACAGAGUCAAUCAUUUCUUCUGUGACUUUGCUCCAUUAGUAGAACUGUCCUGUUCCGAUGUCAGUGUCCCUGCAGUUGUUCCAUCAUUUACUGCUGGCUCCAUCAUCGUGGUGACAAUAUUUGUCAUAGCUGUCUCCUACAUCUACAUCCUCAUCACCAUCCUGAAGAUGCGCUCCACUGAGGGCCGACACAAGGCCUUCUCCACCUGCACCUCCCACCUCACUGCAGUCACUCUGUUUUAUGGAACCAUCACAUUCAUUUAUGUGAUGCCUAAGUCCAGCUACUCCACUGACCAGAACAAAGUGGUGUCUGUGUUUUACAUGGUGGUGAUCCCCAUGCUGAACCCCCUCAUCUACAGUCUCAGGAAUAAUGAAAUUAAGGGAGCUCUGAAGAGACAGAUAGGUAGGAAAAUAUUUUCUUAAUGAUGUCUGUUAUUUUUCAGGACUUGUUACAGUAAUAAUUCAUAUAAACU